GUUUGUAAUCCUUGCUAGCGCUGGUAGCAAGUACGGCACCUCCCUUGCAUGGUAUCCAUAUUACCUGCAGCUGCAAAACACCAAAAGAAAUAAAAUGAAAAUCAAAGAGAAUAUUUAAGUUGAAAGCAAUGAGCAUCAAUGCCCAAUCCGAUUUCUGUUGGUUAUUUGCAUAUGAUAUCCAGGACUCGAGGGCGGGCUAUUCCAUGCUGGCCGUUCUCGGAGCUCCCCACAACAAGGUUUUAUUAUUUGUUUCAAUUCCAACUACUUUUUUGCAUCCAGUGCUUCUUCCACUGGGACUGACUGUCGUUUCAAUUGUUGGUGACAUCGUUUGGUCAAUCUUGGUUUUUUGUCAUUACCUGUCCUUAUCUCUCUGUUUUUCAUACGACUGGGCGGAUAGAAUUCUCUCGGGCGGCAUUGUGUUUGCGUACAUCUAGAAGUUUCGGGGAAGUGAAACCCCAGGUUCGCCUUUUAUGUUAAUAUGGAGUUCGACAACAUGUAUUUGGUUUGUUUUAAGAUUUUAUUGUUAGUGGGCUCCACCCAGGCAACUGUCAAUUGGCGGUCGUGGGCAUUGCUAG
Histoplasma capsulatum G186AR is the source of this 575-nucleotide messenger RNA. RefSeq lists its product as uncharacterized. The record is from RefSeq and is a predicted model, not a curated record. Lineage: Eukaryota; Fungi; Ascomycota; Eurotiomycetes; Onygenales; Ajellomycetaceae. Bases 129 to 434 code for a protein of 101 amino acids. The transcript has 3 exons.